Molecule: messenger RNA, 2070 nt
Organism: Triplophysa rosa
Lineage: Eukaryota; Metazoa; Chordata; Actinopteri; Cypriniformes; Nemacheilidae
Gene: tnfsf18
Product: TNF superfamily member 18
Exons: 3
Coding region: 155-790 (211 amino acids)
Biological process (GO): tumor necrosis factor-mediated signaling pathway; immune response; T cell proliferation involved in immune response
Cellular component (GO): membrane
Molecular function (GO): tumor necrosis factor receptor binding
Source: RefSeq, a predicted model, not a curated record
CACAUCUACGCUCAUCAAACAGGAAGUUUGACACAUACUGAGGUUUUCUACAGGCCAACCAGAACAAGAAGUGGGGUGGGGGCCCCACGUGUAGAUCAUCAAUCUCAGCCUCGCUGAAGUCACUUCGCUCGAGUCGCAGAGGCUGUCGGCCAGAAUGUCUCUGUCUCCUGAAUGUUGUGAUGAAAAAACAGGCAACAGGGAUGGUGGUGCCUUGGCCCGGCAGAAGAGGCUGAUCUGCGGUUUGUUCAUUUGGUCCACCCUGCUGACUCUGGGUCUCGCCACCAUCGUAGUCUUCCAGUUCUUCAAUGGAGCAUCACUGGAUUCUGGCAAACAUAAGAUACUGUCAAUGUCUGCUUCUUCAACACCGUCUCCUGUCACGGCUCACGGAAGCACCACCCAAUCUUCUGAUCUCACGCCUAAACUAAUGAUAUUUGAUCCAGCUUGGGGCCAUUCAGAAAUGGUGGAGCUCAAGUGGCAAACAAAUUCUCGUCACGAUUUCAUCACUGUAAAGGAACGGCUGACCUUUAACAAGGAUGGUCAGUAUUUUCUGUACCUGCAGGUCACCCUCGAGUCGAAACAGAGUUGUAAUGUGACUGUGGAAGUGAAGGGCCAAUCAUCUCCUAGAGUCAUUUUAUCAAGUCAAAUCAGUCAAACCAAACCCUCUACUGGUUUGAUGGGUAAAGGAUUUCCAGUGACUAAAGGAGAUCACCUUACUGUCAAUUGCAACCCUGCAACCAAAAUAAAAAAAACUCCCACAGAAACAUACCUGGGUGUCAUCAAGAUAGAAUAAUCCUGGAACUAAUCCUGAAGGAGCACUUUAUAAGACUAUAACAUAAAACCGAUGACCGUAUGAAUGUGGACAGUACGCCGAGAAGCACUGAAAUACACUGGAAUGAUCAGACAACAUUUAUAAGUGAUUUUUUUCCUGAAGAGACAAUUUCUUUCUGCCUUUAUUGCACUAUAUAUUUAAGCUUUACCAAUCUUUGGACACUGUGUAUGGUGUUGCUCUUCAUCAGAAAGGGCAGAAAAUGGACAGAAAGGAGCAGGACUGUAAUGGUUCCUAUGAAAAAUUGGGACCCUGUUGUUGAUCACUAUGUGAAUAUUAAUGAUGCAGUUGCACAUCGGGAAGAAUAAAGAAACUUUCAAACAUAUCAAUAUACUUCCCUUUACAUCAAAUUAAAUGAAGCUUUGGCCAAUGAAUGCUCAGCUGGCAUACUAACAUGAAUCACUGAAACGGCAGAGUGUGUCAUUGUUCUAUUUUUGUUGUAUUUAUCUUUAUUUAUGCCAUUAAUUGAACUGUUGUCUCAAAGGUAUCUGACACUUUAGCCUUUAAAAUGUAUGAAUGUCAUUACAUUAUAAAACAAAAUAUAAGGAGGGACGUUUAAUUUGAAAUAACGCUUACUUUGUCAGACACGUUUUUGUUUGUCCCUGUUGUUGUCCUUGACCAAAACGUAACUUUAAAGAAGGAAGGCAAAAAACAAAACAAAGGAAUAUUAGUGGUUAAAGGGCAAACUGGAUGUAUGUGUACAUUUAACUGUCAGGAUAUAUUUGGAUGAUUUUUAGUGGUCAAGUGUUAUUGUUAUGUCGCUUUAAGCUUCCUAAAAGGUUGUUAGGCUGUAUGGUAAAGAUGAUUUAACUUCAACAGAACACAGUUGUGGUAUCUGUAGAAACUUGAGGGAAAUUGACUUCAUACAUCCAUAAAAAAUAACCGUCGGGACCAAGGUUGCAAAAUGGCUCAGGAAAAAAAGAGAAAAAUAAAAACUAAAAGCUCUAGCGUUGGAUUGCAGAUCUGUUGGCAAUGCACUUCCAUUCAUACCUUGAAUGUGUCUUAUUCUUACGUAUUUUGAAGUUGCUGUAUGUCUCUCAGUUGUUUCGUUCUUAGUGUUUUGUUCUCAAGACUGUAUAUUUUUGCCUUCUAUUUUUCUCUUAACUAAAGUUGCUCAUUCUGUGUGUUUUUGGUAUGAUGUCAUUUAUCUGUUAGCUCUGUCCGUUUUUCUUUUCUUCCUGCAAUUCCUACAGAGAGUAAUAAGUGCUUUAAACCACAGUUUUGGACAUUAAACAUGUUUUUAU